CGACAGAAUAGUGAAUGACACAUUUAUGCAGUUUAGAUCAAGACACAACCCUAACUGGUAUUUAGGAUUUGAUAAAAUCACUGGAAAACCAUUACACUAUAGGCCUAAUAGGAAUAAGACAAAUUCCAAAAAAAUCAGCAAAAAAUUCAGGAAAGAAUGUACACAAUUUGUAGCACAUGACAAAUCUUCGGAAGGAGUUUCACAGCCAACAAAAGGACGCGCAACAGAAGCGCCAAAACUACAUCUAGGCGAUAUAGAUGACGAUUAUAUGAUGAGUUAUUUGAAUAUUUCAACUAAUGAAAAGAGAUGACACCCGCUCAUAAUUCCCAAUGUGUCUAAUGUACACACUGCCAUAUUUCCAGUGCAAUCCCACUGACAACAAGAUACAAUAUGUCAGCCGGCAGCAUUGCCGCAAAGCAGUCGUACCUGCAACGUCCUGAUGCGUUUAUGUGGGGACCCGUAAGGCAGUGUAACAUCGUAAAUAGAUGAACGCAGCUGCAUCGUCUAUGCCUUACUAAAUGGUAUUUAUAUACGCACGAACGCACCCAUUACGCAAGCACAGGCAGAGACGAACAAGAUGAGAAAUACGUGCAAUGAUGAAUCUAUACCACUGAAGAACUACGAAGCUGGCAUUGACGGUUCGCUAGCUCUGUUUCAGAGACCGAUGAUACACAUACGUAGCAGUUUUUAUAGUAACUGCAGUUUCGGAGAUUUUAAAACAAAAAACUUGUAAUAAAGUAGAUAUAUUAAAGGC
This is a messenger RNA of Owenia fusiformis, 754 nucleotides long. The record is from the annotation of a GenBank genome assembly. Lineage: Eukaryota; Metazoa; Annelida; Polychaeta; Sabellida; Oweniidae.